AUGGUCUAUAUGGUCCACGUUACUUUCUCAAUAAAUUCGAUUUGUCACACAUGGGGAACGCAAGUAUGGGAUACCGGUGAUUCAUCCAGAAACAAUUGGUUGUUUGGUUUGCUAGCACAUGGAGAAGGUUGGCAUAACAAUCACCAUGCAUUUGACUACUCAGCUCGGCAAGGUCUUGAAUGGUGGCAAAUUGAUACUACUUGGUAUUUGAUACGAUUUCUUCAAGCUCUUGGUUUGGCCACAGAGGUCAAACUUCCAACUGAGGCUCACAAGAAACGAAAAGCUUUGUACAACAAAGUCAUCAACAAGAAGGAAAAGCUUGGAACCGUUGGCAACAAUGGAAAACUCCAAGCAGUGAAAUAA
Molecule: messenger RNA, 363 nt
Organism: Prunus armeniaca (apricot)
Lineage: Eukaryota; Viridiplantae; Streptophyta; Magnoliopsida; Rosales; Rosaceae
Source: the annotation of a GenBank genome assembly